AUGCUGUCCAGGACGUCGGCUCCCAAGGCAGCCUCUGCAAAGGCCCUGUCGCGCGUCGCCCUGCCGUCGUGCAGCCGCCUGCCCGCGCCCGCAACCUCCUCGCCCGCCGCCCACGCCCCGACCAGCGCCCGCUCCUUCGCCACCGUCCAGGAUGGCGCCCCGAAGCGCACCUACGGCGGCCUCAAGGACCAGGACCGCAUCUUCCAGAACCUCUACGGCCGCCUGCCCCCCGACCUCAAGUCCGCCAAGAAGAUGGGCGACUGGCACAAGACCAAGGAGAUCAUCCUCAAGGGCCACGACUGGAUCAUUGGCGAGAUCAAGGCCUCGGGCCUGCGUGGCCGCGGAGGCGCCGGUUUCCCCUCGGGUCUGAAAUGGUCUUUCAUGAACUUCAAGGACUGGGACAAGGACACCAAGCCGCGAUACCUGGUUGUCAACGCCGACGAGGGCGAGCCCGGAACCUGCAAGGACCGAGAGAUCAUGCGAAAGGACCCCCACAAGCUCAUCGAGGGCUGCUUGGUCGCCGGCCGUGCCAUGAACGCCACCGCCGCCUACAUCUACAUCCGUGGCGAGUUCAUCCACGAGGCCGCCGUCCUGCAGCACGCCAUCAACGAGGCCUACGCCGACGGUCUGAUUGGCAAGAACGCCUGCGGUUCCGGCUACGACUUCGAUGUCUACGUCCACCGUGGUGCUGGUGCCUACGUCUGUGGUGAGGAGACCUCCCUUAUCGAGUCCCUGGAGGGCAAGCCCGGCAAGCCCCGUCUCAAGCCUCCGUUCCCCGCUGCCGUCGGUGUCUUCGGCUGCCCUUCUACCGUCGCCAACGUCGAGACCAUCGCUGUCGCCCCGACCAUCUGCAGAAGAGGUGGCAACUGGUUCGCCGGCUUCGGCCGUGAGCGAAACCAGGGUACCAAGCUCUUCUGCAUCUCUGGCCACGUCAACAACCCUGUCACCGUUGAGGAGGAGAUGAGCAUCCCGCUGCGCGAGCUUAUUGAGAAGCACUGUGGCGGUGUCCGCGGAGGCUGGGACAACCUCUUGGCCGUCAUUCCCGGUGGCUCAUCCACACCUAUCCUGCCCAAGAACAUCUGUGACGACCAGUUGAUGGAUUUCGACGCCCUCAAGGACAGCCAGUCUGGUCUGGGUACCGCUGCCGUCAUUGUCAUGGACAAGAGCACCGACGUCGUCCGUGCCAUCUCCCGGUUAAGUCAUUUCUACAGACACGAGUCUUGCGGACAAUGCACACCUUGCCGUGAGGGCAGCAAGUGGACAGAGCAGAUCAUGAGCCGCUUCGAGAAGGGUAUGGGCCGCGAGCGCGAGAUUGACAUGCUCCAAGAGUUGACCAAGCAGGUCGAGGGCCACACUAUCUGCGCUCUCGGAGAGGCCUUUGCUUGGCCCAUUCAGGGUCUCAUCCGCCACUUCAGACCUGAACUAGAGGCACGGAUGCAGAAGUUUGCCGCAGAGAACGGCGGCGAGGCGUUGGCUGGUGGAUGGAAGGCUGAUUCGAGGGCUCAGGGUAAGCUGGUUGCACCCGGCCAAUAG
Molecule: messenger RNA, 1533 nt
Organism: Neoarthrinium moseri
Lineage: Eukaryota; Fungi; Ascomycota; Sordariomycetes; Amphisphaeriales; Apiosporaceae
Exons: 3
Coding region: 1-1533 (510 amino acids)
Molecular function (GO): FMN binding; 4 iron, 4 sulfur cluster binding; NADH dehydrogenase (ubiquinone) activity
Source: RefSeq, a predicted model, not a curated record